Eimeria necatrix is the source of this 3684-nucleotide messenger RNA. RefSeq names its product pre-mRNA splicing factor RNA helicase, putative. Lineage: Eukaryota; Apicomplexa; Conoidasida; Eucoccidiorida; Eimeriidae. The record is from RefSeq and is a predicted model, not a curated record. Gene Ontology annotation, cellular component: intracellular anatomical structure; catalytic step 2 spliceosome. Gene Ontology annotation, biological process: spliceosomal complex disassembly. Bases 1 to 3684 code for a protein of 1227 amino acids. The transcript has 18 exons. Gene Ontology annotation, molecular function: RNA binding; ATP binding.
AUGGAGCAGCUAGAGCGGCUCAGCCUCGUUUCACGCAUUGCAACAGAGUUGCACAACCAUUGGGGGAUUAGCGACAAGGAUUUGGCAGAGUUCGUCCUACACUUGGGAGAAGAGUCACAGUCUCUGGAGGAGUUCCGGGCCAAGCUGAAGGCAAACGGCUCCGCGGUGACUCAGGCUCUCGCUGUCAGUCUGUACACAUCGAUUUCAAAGUUUGUAGCGAAAAGCAAAAAAGCAAAAGCAGCAGCAGCGAGUGGCAGUACCAGUAGCGGCAGCAGCGGGAUAGGCGCCAAGAACGGUGUCUCGCCGUCUCCAGUGAAAGACUCCAAAGAUGAACAAGUUUCUCCCCCCGGCAGCAGCACUAACGGCAGCAAGCCUCUGCCAGCCUCAGCUUUUUCAGUUUCGCAGCAUCCACCUACAGAGAAGGAGUUAAAGUUUCCAGGUCUCUGCAUGCAGAACAGAUUCGACAGGCCUGAGCUGCAGCUGGCGCGGCCCGACGACCACGCCCCUCUUUCUGCUGCAGCGCAGCGACUGCUGGAGCAGGAGAAGGACGAUAAGGAACUGAUGCGAGAACAGCAGGAAGCCUUUAAAAGGGCCAAGGACGGGUACUGGGGAGGAGAUCACAACAGCAGCAGCAAGGGCGGCAUAAGCGCGACAGGCGCGAACGCGUUGCCUAUUGGAGGGGCCUCAGGCGCAGCAGGAACAGCGGCUGCAGCAACAGGUGCAGCAGAUGAAAACCUGAACUUCUGCGGGAAGAGAGGGGCCCCCUUAGAAAGGUAUGGGAUAUAUGACGGGGUUGUUUCCAGGGUCAUGGAGUACGGAGCCUUCGUGCAACUGGACUUGGCGGAGGGCAGAAGAGAAGGGCUGCUUCAUGUGGCCGACAUGAGCAGGCCCGACGGAGGCCCGUGUGUCAGCGCUGAUGCCGUCCGAAAGGGCCAAGUGGUGAAGGUGAAGGUGCAUGCAAUCGCUGGCACUCGUCUGUCGCUGACAAUGAGAGAGGUGGAUCAGGCGACAGGCAGAGACCUCAAGCCGAGGAACCUUCAGGGCGGCACUUCUUCUUCGCGUGCCGCGCUGUUUGAAUCCCUUGCCGAGGAGCACGCGCAGGCCUUGGAGAAGAAGGGCCUUGGUCGGAUAACGGGGGUUAAAAUUAACCUGGACUCCACAGAAGAAGAGACCGCAUACUCCAGAAAGAGGAAGCUGAUGUCGGACUACGACAAGUGGGAGGCCCAGCAGCUGCAGCGCAGCGGCCUUGUGAGCAGUAAAGAAAACCCGUAUUACGAUGAAGAGGCAGGGGGAAUCUUGCCAGUACAGGAGGCCGAGGAGGACGUAGAGAUCGAAGUGGUGGACGAGGAACCACUGUUCCUAAGAGGCCAAACCACCAGAGCAGGCAUGCAAUUGUCCCCAGUAAAGAUUGUAGCGAAUCCGGAUGGUUCUCUGGCCAGAGCCGCAGCGACUGCGCAGACCCUUGCGAAGGAGAGGAGAGAUGUCAGACAAGCACAGGAGGCCGCCAUUCUGGACUCCAUCCCCAAAGAUAUGUCAAGGCCGUGGGAGGACCCGAACCCUCAGCCGGGUGAAAGAACCAUUGCGCAGGCACUCCAAGGACUGGGGCAGACAGGUUACGAAAUGCCCGAAUGGAAAAAGCUGUACUUGGGGAAGAACGUUUCCUUUGGGAUCAAGAGUACUUUGUCUAUUGCGGAGCAGCGUCGCUCCCUGCCAAUCUACAAAUUGAAGGAGCAGCUACUAAAGGCUAUUAUGGGAAAUCAAGUCCUGAUUGUCAUUGGAGAGACAGGCAGUGGUAAAACGACGCAGAUGACCCAGUACAUGGCAGAAGCGGGUCUUGUCACCCCUGGGAGGCUUAUUGGAUGCACUCAACCGAGAAGGGUUGCCGCAAUGAGCGUUGCGAAGAGAGUGGCAGAAGAGUUCGGUUGCAGACUUGGGCAAGAAGUGGGUUAUUCGAUUCGUUUUGAAGACUGCACUUCACCGGACACCAUAAUUAAAUACAUGACCGACGGUCUGCUGCUUCGAGAGGCGCUGGUCGACCCCAGGCUGCAGAGAUAUUCCGUGGUGAUGCUUGACGAAGCUCACGAGCGCACAAUCAGCACUGAUGUUCUCUUUGGUCUUCUGAAGGAGUGCUGCAGGCAGCGACCAGACUUCAAGCUGAUCGUGACGUCUGCAACGUUGGACGCUGAGAAGUUUUCAAACUAUUUUUUCAACUCCAGCAUCUUCACGAUCCCAGGGCGCACGUUCCCUGUGGAAAUUCUAUACACAAAGGAACCAGAGACGGACUACGUGGAAGCGGCGUUGAUUACUGUCCUCCAGAUUCACCUUUGCGAGCCCCCUGGGGACAUACUGCUGUUUCUUACUGGCCAGGAGGAAAUUGACACCACUUGUCAAACCCUCCAUGAACGCAUGCAGAGACUGGAAUCCGCUAAUCCCCCUCCCCUUAUCAUUUUGCCAGUUUAUUCCGCCCUUCCUUCUGAAGUUCAGACUAUGAUCUUUGACCCUGCACCCCCCGGCUGCAGGAAAUGCGUUGUUGCUACAAACAUUGCGGAGGCGUCCCUUACCAUUGACGGGAUAUAUUUUGUGAUUGACCCGGGGUUCGCAAAAGUGAAAAUGUAUAACCCCAAGUCUGGGAUGGAUGCGUUGACAGUUGCCCCCAUUAGCCAGGCAAAUGCUCGGCAGCGUGCGGGUCGUGCUGGCCGCACAGGGCCCGGGAAGUGCUACCGGCUGUACACAGAAGCUGCAUACCGUUGCGAGAUGCUGCCAACGGCAGUGCCUGAAAUUCAACGAACGAAUCUGGAAAACACAGUGUUGUUGCUGAAGGCUAUGGGAGUGAAUGAUCUCCUAAACUUUGACUUCAUGGACCCUCCCCCCGUGCAGACUUUAAUCAAUUCAUUAGAAACCCUGUUCGAGCUGGGAGCCCUCGACGAUGAGGGCCUCCUCACCAAGCUCGGCAGGAAAAUGGCUGAAUUUCCCAUGGAGCCGCAGCUCAGCAAGAUGCUGCUUACUUCUGUUGACUUGAAGUGCAGUGACGAGAUCAUCACCAUUGUUGCCAUGCUUUCGGUUCAAAACGUGUUCUACAGACCGAAGGACCGGCAGGCGUUGGCUGACCAGAAGAAAAGUGGUUUUCAUCAGCCCGAAGGGGACCACAUCACUUACUUGGAGCUUUAUCGUGCAUGGCAGCGAAACCGUUUCAGCAACGCUUGGUGCUAUGAGAAUUUUAUACAGCACCGCGCAUUGCGAAGGGCCCAGGAUGUGAGAAAGCAGCUUAUAUCUAUUAUGGACAGAUACAAACUUGACAUCAUAUCUGCGGGAAAGGACUACAAGCGAAUCUGCCGCUGCAUAUGCGCUGGUUUCUUCCGUCAUGCUUGCCGGGUGGAUCCUCAAGAGGGAUAUCGAACCCUUGUAGACCAUCAGCAAGUGUUCAUGCACCCGUCGAGUGCCUUGUACAACAGGAACCCCGAGUGGCUGGUUUACCAUGAGCUUGUCUUGACGACGAAGGAGUACUUGCGAGACUGCUGCACCAUAGAACCCCUCUGGCUGUGCGACGUCGCUCCAAAGCUCUUCAAGCCUGCAGACCAACAGCGGCUCUCUCGCCGGAAGAUGCGGGAGCGUAUCGAACCUCUUUACAACAGGUUCGAGGAGCCCAACGCUUGGAGACUUUCUCGCAGACAGGGCAAGAGGUAA